CGGCGAUUUCGGUCUCGCCUUCAUUGAUCUCGACGGUGCGGUCGGCUUCGUGAGUGCGCGCUCUGCGUCCCCCCAUCGCGGCUGUGUUUCGCUUGGCCAUCGACGCGCGCACACGCACGCCUCUGCUGGUAUGGUGAGGUGUCUCGCUGUAGCACGCGCUCGGUUCUCCGUCGACGAGGUCCCGUGCGGCGGGCCGUGAUCGUGCCCGUUCUCAUCGAUGAACGCCGGCUGUGACUCGACGACCGACGGCGGCGGAGAGGUGCUCGAGUAGCGGCGUUUGGUGCUCGGUCGUCGUACUCGCCGACUACGGUGCGCGGUGGCGUAGCGAUGUCCGGCCGUGGGAACAGGACCCGAGGACGGCGGCAGGCCGAGUGCACCGUCGACGACCUGCUCCGGCGGAUUGCGCCGGUGAUGUGUGUGCUGCCGCUUCUGUUGGCUCUCGUCGGAGUAACGCCGCACUUCGCCUCAGGCCAGGAGACCACGGUGACGGGCCUGGUGGGAGAGUCCGUGCGGCUGCCCUGCGACGUGGACGUGAAGCGGUGUGGCAAUGUGUACUUCAUCACCUGGACCAAGAACGUGUCGGACGUGUGGAAGCGCAUCUACCUGUACAGCAACGACGUGGAGAAGCCGCUCCAGGAACUGGCCAAUCCGGACCGGGCAGACUUCUUCCUGCGCAAUUCCACCGCGCAGCUCGAGAUCUUCCCCCUCCGAUUGGCCGACGAGGGGCAGUACAAGUGUGACGUUACCUACGUGAGGGGAAAGUGCCCCUCCCUCUCCUACGCCAACCUCAUUACUCUCGCCAAGCCCAGCCUGCCCUCGGUGGAGCUGAAAGGCGCCCCGCUGUCUCCGGGGGCUACGGUGGGGCCGCUGCAGGAGGGGGACGUGCUGAGCCUGACGUGCCGGACGCAGGGCGGCAAGCCCCCGCCCAAGGUGGCCUGGUUCAAGGGCGACGUGCAGCUCAGCGCGCAGCUCCAAGAAUCCAAAGGGGAGCGCGGCGCCGGGGACGUGGCAGCCACCUUCGCUACGGCACUGAGCCGCCAGGACCUCGGCUCCAGGUUCGAGUGCACGGCCGUCAACGAGGCCCUCGAGACGCCCCUCCGGGCCUGGGUCGAGCUUGACCUGCAUGUGAAGCCCCUGGAGCUGGAGAUGGACAGCCCCAGCAUGCCAACGAAGGCCGGUACGGCGCUCCAGGUCAAGUGCGUCAUUUCCGGCGCCCGUCCGGCCGCCGAGGCCACGUGGUUCAACGGCACGGAGCGCAUGAAGCACCAGCCGCAGCCGCACGUGGAGUCCCUGGGUGACGGCACGUUCCGCACCAUCAGCACGCUGGAAGUGGUGCUCACGCGCCACGACCACGAGGGCAGUUUCACCUGCAAGGGCAGCAACCCCGUGCUCCAGAGCGCGGGCCUGAGGCCGCUCGAGCGCACCGUGGAUCUCCUCGUGCAAUAUCCGCCGGAGGUGAAGAUCGAGCACAGCCGGGUGGGCGUGGUCAAGGAGGGGGGUCACGUGGUGCUGCACUGCUCUUACACGGCCAACCCGCGGAUGAUCCUGGACAUGCGCUGGUUCAAGGACGACGCCCCGUUGCGCUUCGACCAGGACGAGCGGCUGGAGCCCAGCAACCCCGGCCUGCCCACGCUCACCAUCCGGGAACUCACGCGUAAGGACCGCGGACGCUACGCCUGCGGACUCCGCAACGACGUCGGCUGGGGAAACUCCUCCAACGUGGCGCACCUCGACAUCCUCUACUCCCCGACGGUGUCGGCCGUAGUGAGCCCCCCGUUCCUGGAGGAGGGCUACGGCACCCGGGUGACGCUGUCGUGUAACGUGCUGGAGGGGAACCCGGGCAGCCUGCGCCGCGUGCGCUGGCACCGGGACGGGGAGCUCCUCAAUGAGACCACCGAGCGCGUCAUCGUCUGGAUGGACGUCAUGAGGAACUUCACGGGCAACUACUCCUGCCAGGGCGAGAACGACGCCGGCUGGGGACCCGUCUCGGACACGCAGGAGCUGGCCGUCUUUUAUCCUCCCGGCCCCGCGAGCGUGGUGCACGCGAGCGAGUACGCCGUGAAGGGCAAGUCGACGACGCUAAGCUGCGCCGUGGAGGACCCAGGCCUGCCUUCGGCCACCCACUACCGCUGGGAGUUCGAGGGCGCCCUUAUUGCCACGGCCACGGGGCCCACCCUCGAGACCGAGCCCGGGAGCCUCACGUCCCGCGGCAAGUACUCAUGCGCCGCGGUCAACGACGUGGGCGCCGGACCAAGCGGGGACUACGAGCUGCCCGUCCUCGCUCCGCCUUCGUUCAUCGACCGCCUGCCUGCGGUGCACGGAGCCCUGCAGAACUCGACGGACGUGAGCCUGUGGUGCCGCGUGGAAUGCGAGCCCGCCUGCGUGAUCGAGUGGCUCCGCGCGGGCGACAACAUCGACUACAACCCGCAGUUCGGCAUCCAGACGACACCACACCCGGAGGAGCCGGCCAGGAACCACUUCGCGUCCGUCGUGAGCACGCUCAAGUUCAACAUGUCCCUGUGGCCCGGAGGCGUGCUCGACCGCAACAUGGACAACACCACCUUCACCUGCCGUUCCAGCGGGAACCUGGUCGGGCGCGGCAUCUCGUCCACCACGCACUUCGAGGUCGAGUAUCCCCCGGAAGACAUUGAGGUGUCCAUCGGGCACCUGAAGGUCUUCGAGGGCAACGUGCCGGAUCAGAUCUCGUGCAGCGCCAGCUCCAAGCCGGCCAGCAAGUACAUGUGGAUGUACAACGACCAGGUGAUCUCGGACAGCCCGAUGCUCGUCAUGAACUACAGCCUGGCUCGAGAAAGGAGCGGCAACUACACCUGCGUGGCCAGCAACAGGCACGGCUCGGCCUCCGUCAACGCCUACAUCGACGUCAUCUACCCCCCGUCGUGCGUGCUGUACACGAGCAAGAACGAAGAGGGCCAGUUGACCAUCAUCUGCGAGGUGAACGCCAACCCGGCCCAGGUCAACAUCACCUGGAUGCUGGGCAACGAAACGCUCGAAGAGCACAUCUACACGGAGGGACUGCGCAGUAUCUACACGGUGCCGGACUCGGCGGUGCCGGACUACUACGGCCUCUACCUGUGCCAGCCGAACAACACGCUGGGCGUCUCCGAGUGCGAGUACCGGGUCAACGGGCCCGGAGGCGUCUCCAACCAGGUCUACUUAGAUGACGAGCAAGUAAUGAUGAUCACAGGGAUAGCGGGACUCAUCGUGUUAAUCUUCAUCAUCAUUAUUGUGAUUCUCGUGCUCAUUAUGAAGAGGCGACGGAAAAGAGCUGGACAUAAAGAAGCUUUCGAGGACCGCCAAACCCCUGAAGGUCGCCUGAGCACGACCGAAGACCUGAGCGUCCUCAAAGCGGGCUUCCACUCUCCGUAUCUGCAGAACGGUAGCACCGCCGAUAUCACUGGAAACUCAGAUGUGAGCAGUCCCGUCAAGGCCAAGACGAAAGGGGCCGCGGUGGAGCCCGUGUACCAGAACGUCGACGGCAAGACGGAAAACGGGCCACCGCCUCUCGGCAGCAACGACGCCGAGAACAGGGCGACCUACGAAAACAUGCCUUUUCAUCCGCAGAGGAACCCCAAGGGGUGUCCUUCCACUACCUCCACCGUGACCACGGACUCCACGGCCACGACAUCGGUGUCCGACACGGCGUCGGUGCCGACGUCGUCGUCCUCGAAAGGCCGGGCGUCUCCGGUGCCAUCACAGCGGGAAGAGCGGAGGCUUCCGCAAUACGUGAACGUGCUUCCGCGCUCUUUCGCCGAGGACCCCGUCCUCGCCAGCAUCAACGGUGUGGGUUUGCCGCCGCCAAGGCCCAGAAGUACCAAGCCGCCCAGCCACGUCCUGCUCCCGUUGACCAGAGGGGCGCCCACGGGGUCUCUGGGCCGCUCGCGGUCCGCCACGCCGGCCUCCGGGCGGCUGGACCUGCGAAACGGGGUGCGGUCGGUGACACCUUCGUCGAUGAGGUCGGACUUCAGGAACGGUGUUCGCAAUGGUGCCCUGCUCGCUGGAGGCGGGGCCGCCUCAGGAGUGACGAAGCCGCCCACAGCGGGUGAAGGGCACAGGGUGCCCGACAAUGGCAUCGCCGUCGUGGCAGUUCCCAAGGCGUCGACGCCGAAGAUGCACCUGCUGCGCACUAACCACCGCGAAGGGGUCGUGUACGCUGACCUGGCGCUGCUCAACAACGCGCACAAACCGGUCAUGACGUCACGGAGGGAAGGCCCCCCGACGGAGUACGCUACGCUCAAAUUCCACCAAACAUUAGACAAUGCCGCAGCUGGCCCGAUAUCAAUGACGAACUCCUGUACGCUGACAUGUACGAGGACGUGAAAGCGGGGCGCGUGCCCGACCCGCGCCUGGUCAAGCCUCCGCUCCCGCCUAAAGGGGGCGCCGCAGCUCAGCCCGACCUGCCGCCCAAGGCACGCAAGCGCGGCGGGAAGUCCAAGCAGUCCGGCAACGAGUGAUCGCCGCGCUCCCUCCGGUCUCCGUGCCGGGGCCGCACAGCAGAGGACCCCGCUGCAGGGACAGGCUGCACCUGACGUCUUUAUCUGCGAGCACACAGCGCGCAGAGCACUCCACCGCGUGGGCACACUGGCGGCGACAGGAGCCGCCACGACGGCGUGGCCAUCUUCUUUUGCGAGCCCUUUCGGUGCGUCUCCGGACCCCGCUUACCGACGGAGCGGUCGACGUGUUGCAGUCGGUGUCUCGUCUCUGGAGCACUUUGCUUGUACCAAAGAUAGGGUUGCUUCGCUAUUCGCUUUUUAGGGGCAGUUAUCUACGGCAGCCAAGCUCCAACUUUUUUUAAUAAUGUCCCAGCCCAUCUAGAUUGAACGAACGUUAUAAAAAAAAAAAAAAAAGAAACACGGUCAUGACAGAUUGGCUGGGCGUAGAGUUUCGCUGAGAGGCAUACUUCGUUCAUGAGAAGGGCUACACGUUGAAUGAAAAAUAAUUUGUUUCAGAAAUUAUUUUUCCUUAAAAACUAAAACAAAUUAUAAUCCACAGAAGCACAGCGAGAACAGGUCUAUUUAAAAACAAUUCUUACUUACACAAAAGCUUUCUCUCUAUCUGGUAGUGGAGAUGAAUUUCGGCGUAGGCCUCUGACGCAUCGCGGUUCUGAUGCCACGAAAGGAACCUGAGAGAGAAGGAGAUAAUAAAUGAAUAAAUAACUAAUAAAUAAAUGAAAAAAAAAUGUAUCAAUGAAUGAUUGAAUGAACGAGUGAAUGGAUAAAUUAAUACUAGUCGCUUUUGUCUAGUUAUUAUAGACAACUCACAAUCUGGGCGAUUGUUUGUGGAGUGGAGUCAUCCAUAUCAAAGAAAACAGUUUUGCAAUGGCCAACCAAAAGAAAAAAAAAGAAAUGAAAAUGACUAAAACGGACGCUAACGGGACGAAACAACAUCGGCACGUUGUGCUCUUCCAAUCUGUCAGCCUUUACAGCUCGACCAAAUAUUAGGCUACAGACGCAGAAGUAUUCCCCACGUUCGGCAGUGUUUGCUAUCGAGCUACGUGUUAAGGCAAGUGUGCCUUCACUCAGCCGUCGUCGGCAAAUGAAACCACAUCAUUCUGCAAACGAGCACCUCGAAGUUUGUCACCAUCUCGCGGUCCCCACUCAACUCACCGGAAAACCACUAGGGUCACAGCCCACCUCUACGAAGCGUGACAAACACAGCGACACACUACAACAAAAAAAGUUGCGCUAAAGUCGGCUAGCCAGCGAACAUGCACCACUCUUGCACGCCACUUAGUAGUGCAACCAGCAAAGUGCUCCACGAAACACCGGCACAGCCUCGACGCUGUGUGCCGCUCCCAACGCCAACCCACCUCCGCUUCUGCGAUUGCUAUUGCCAAACCUGUUUGGGUUCGGGCAGGGUUGUCCUCCUGUGCACAGCGAUGAGUUGACGCCAUUUUCGACAGUGAGGUGCUCCUGUGUUCCUCCCGGUUUCGUGCCCCCCCCCCCCCUCCCUCCCUUCCUCCCCACACGGGACGCAUCCGUUCACCCGCAGUCAGUCAGCUCGGCCGUCCGCCAUCGGACGAUCCCCAACUGCCUCCCUCGGGACUUGGGUCGGCUCCGACAAAGUGCACGCAAGAUGUUUUCGCAAACAGAGACACGGGAAAAAAAAAAACUACGCGACGAACAAGCGACAGCAGGAUUCAUGCGAAGGAAGAAGUGCGUUGAGAUGAUAUAAAUGACUUGCUGAUUGAAUGACUUGUUUCAUGGUGAAAGAAGGAAAAAAAAGGACGUGUGGUGAUGAUGAUGAUGGUUAGUGCGCGUCUUACGGAUGUGUGAGCGUUCCUCGCUUUCCCAGUGUAUUUUUCUGUCUAGAUGUGUGUGUGUGUGGCUGGAUGCUCUAAAGAGGGUUUGAGAGGGAUUGGCUGUGUAUUUAUGAUGUUGCUGUUUCUUAUAUUUACUUCUGUGUUAAUAUUGGUACAAUUCAGUCGGUCGUCCUAUGGCCGUUUUUCGCAUUAUUUUUUUUUUAAUAAACUCGUGUCCCGUGCUGCCGUUGUUUGUUGUAAAAAAUGAUUUCGGGCAUAAUCACAAUAUUGGGCGAAAGAAAGGCGUGAGCUUCGAAGCAUGUGUUUACAACGGGAAGAAAAUGAUGUUUAUAUUCAUGCCCACUAUCGAGGUGAUGAAAAUUUUCCCAGCGAUUUGUCAUAGAUUUCUUUCAGUACCGUGCGUUUCUGUUACUUUUGGCGCAAACAAACGCGGGAGUCUGAUUUCGCCGUCAUAUGAUGCGUGUUCCGAGCACGAAUAUUUAAGUGAUACGAAGGUUCGUGACAAGUGCGAUAAUCAAUUUUUCACAAUUGAACUCUGUUUAUGUCGCUUAACAGUGAACAUUAUUGUGAUUGUUAUAAGCGUUACUCUUUUAAUUACUUUGAGUGAUGUGCAAGAUGACAAUACUUUUAUGUUUUUCUGUUGUUCUGUUUUCUAGCUGACCUAAGUGCAAUGAAAUUAAGUUGCGUGCUAGCUGAAUGCGGCGAUUUGUUUGCGCACAUAUUUUGUACGUUUGUUUUUCUGAUACAGUUUCCGAUCUAAGCUGUAACUCCUCGGUAAAGUGCUAAGAUUUAGGAUGACCAAGUUUAUAACAUAAAGCAUCAUUCACGCGGACAGACUAGAGAUUAGGAAUUGAGACAUUUUACAACUUUUCUUGAAGGAUUGUUCAGCGAUUUGAAUUGCAGAAGUACUUUUGUUCUUUCAACAAAUGAAUCUCGCGUGAGAGUAUGGUUACACCAAAGACCUUUCUUCGUAAUGCACCUUACAGUUAUUUUUGUAUGAGUCAUGCAACAGUUUCUGUAGAAUUUUAUGUCACCUUGCUCCUUCCUCAAACAUAUUUUUUGUCGUAAAUUCCGCGUUUUUAAUGUCGUAAACCGGGUAUUAAGAAAUUUGUGAAAGUCCGGUGUAUUAAUUUUUUUUUCUGGCUGACCGUUGUUCGGGUUGUGAAUGUUCAGCGGUGCUCCGUACCGUAUGUAGUAGCGCGACACACGUUGUUUUGUUACUUAUGUAAAUACUGUGAGACUCACUUGGGAGUGUGUUUGACGUGAUGUUUGCUACGAAAAAGCUGGAAGCAAAGUGUUCCGGCUUCCCCCCUCUCGUGAUUUCUAAUUUUUGCAGAGCUACAACUUGGAGAGCGCUGUUCCUGCCAGUGACAAAAGAUUUUGUUUUGUUUCCAUACUGGAAAGAAAUGCAUUGAAGCAUUGUUUUGAAAGUGCUGUGUUCUGCUGCAGGCAACAGCGCGAAGACCAGUCAGCUUUUAUGGUUAUGUUUCAGAAAGAGAAGCAUGAAUUGCGAUGAUGCGCCUUAAGCUGCGAUGACGGGGGACUGAAGAAAUAUCGUCCUAAGUCAAAAACUAGUCAGACGUGUGUACACCCCCCAAAAAGGGCAGCGAGUUUAAUUUUGUUUUGUUUUAUUAAGUAAUAUAUGGUUGGCCCACCUCGUCCUGUUUGAAGCACUUUUUUGUGCAUGGUUCUUGUUUCAUUAUUUGGGACGAACUGCGUACGUCCCGGCACACACACAUACACGACAAAAAAAACUUUAAAAAAGGGUGCCUCACUGUAAAUGAACAGUAAUAUUUUCUAUCAACUUCCUAUGUACAAUGGACACCGCAUAAAGUACGAAAAUAGUUAAUAAAAAGAGUGAAAUGCACCAAAGCCCUC
Molecule: messenger RNA, 8158 nt
Organism: Ixodes scapularis (black-legged tick)
Lineage: Eukaryota; Metazoa; Arthropoda; Arachnida; Ixodida; Ixodidae
Product: hemicentin-2
Exons: 17
Coding region: 328-4338 (1336 amino acids)
Biological process (GO): cell-cell adhesion
Cellular component (GO): cell-cell junction
Molecular function (GO): cell adhesion molecule binding
Source: RefSeq, a predicted model, not a curated record